Messenger RNA from Patella vulgata (common limpet), 3326 nucleotides. RefSeq names its product leukocyte elastase inhibitor. The transcript has 2 exons. Gene Ontology annotation, molecular function: serine-type endopeptidase inhibitor activity. The record is from RefSeq and is a predicted model, not a curated record. Lineage: Eukaryota; Metazoa; Mollusca; Gastropoda; Patellidae. The coding region runs from base 594 to 1748 and encodes 384 amino acids.
UCAAUUCCGGAAGGUUCAAUCGAGCAUCCCCAUUACUUCCUCCUUCCAUGGUACUAUGUGUAUACCACACAAAUAUAAUCAACAGAUUUUUCUUGGUUAAAACUAAUAUUAAUAAAACACUCGAGAUCAGCUCCUCCACCCCAACCUAGACAUGGAAUAUCAACUUCAACUUUUUUAUUUGCAUAUUAAUAUUAGACUACGUCCAUUAAUUACGAACAAUAUAUGAUAAUAUAUGUGAGCAAAACAUAGGCCUACACCUGCGCAUAGUGGUUUUACUUUUAGGAGGGCGUAGCUCAUUUUGCCUGUGAUAAAGCAUAUGAAAUGAUAUAGAAACCUGCAGCUUUUACAAGACGGACUUGUAUAGUUUAUCAUCUUAUUUUAUGCAAACUGGAUUUUCGUUAAACAAUAACAAUUAUCUAAUUCUGUCUGACACUGUUGGGUCCAUAAAGAGAUUUAUUUGAUUUUAUGCUUCGUUAAGUCCUUCACCUAAAAAGUAGUAUCAGCGAUACAGUCAUACAUUUUAUAUCGAUAGGAACUAUCUACUUUACCAUAAGUAUACACAACACGCAAAGCCGACGGAACUAAGCACAAAUAUGGAUCAACUGGUUGAAAGUAACAUAAAGUUUGGUCUGGAUAUCUUGAAGACAAUAGCUUCCAAUAAACCAACUGAAAACCUUUUUGUCUCACCUUUUAGUAUUCAGACUGCCAUGGCCAUGCUACAUCUUGGUACCAGGAAUAAUUCUAAAGCAGAAGUAGAGAAGGUUUUAUAUUUUGAUUUUGAUUCUGUUCAUGGUUCUCUAGGAGAAUAUUUACAAAUAUUGAAUCAAAAACAAUCAUCAUAUGCCUUGUCUUCAGCUAAUCGAGUUUUUAUUAAUAAUAAAUAUAAAUUUCUAGAAGAAUAUCUUCAGACAUUACAAGCUACAUACAAGGCUGAGGCUCAAACCUGUGAUUUUAUUAGCAAUGCUGAAGGAGAGAAAGAGAAAAUAAAUAAAUGGGUGGAAGGAGAAACAAAUUCUAAAAUAAAAGAUUUAAUUCCUUCUGGUGUGUUGAAUCCAUUGACGGCCAUGGUUUUAGUUAAUGCUAUUUAUUUUAAAGGAAACUGGGAAAAUCAGUUUGAAGUUAGAAACACGUUACCACGAAUGUUUCGGGUUGAUUCUUCUAAACAUGUUGAAGUUCUAAUGAUGACAAUGGAGAAAAAGUUUAAAUUCGGACAAAGUGAUGACCUCGACUGCAGCAUUCUUGAGUUACCUUACGUAAAGAAAGACUUGAGUAUGGUUCUUUUACUGCCACAGAAAAUUGAUGGUGUGACGUCAUUGGUGAAUAAUUUAACACCUAGUAAACUGAGCAAAUUAAUGAAAGAAAUGAAGGAAGUUAAAGUGGAUAUUGCUCUACCUAAAUUUAAACUUGAAGCUGAUUUAAACCUGAAAGAAGUUCUGAUAAAUCUGGGUUUAUCUGAUAUAUUUGAUACAAGUAAAGCUGAUCUGUCAGGAAUUGAUGGCACCAGAGAGCUGUAUGUAUCGGAUGCCAUUCACAAAGCUUUUGUAGAAGUUAAUGAAGAAGGUACUGAAGCAGCUGCUGCUACUGUCAUGGUUAUGCAAUUAUUGUGUUUGGAAAUUUUACCUAAAUUCCACGCUGACCAUCCUUUUCUAUUCUUUAUUAGAGACAACAGAAAGGACAUGAUUCUAUUUUGGGGGAAACUACAAACUCCGGAUGGUCCUCUUGUUAAUACCCCAAAUGAAGAAAUUUAAAUAUUACAUCUGACAUAGCAGCUAGACCAUUUUCUUGAUUUGUUUUUACACAUUAAAAUCAUAAAGCUUCAUUGGUAUUUUCCUAAAAUAUCAAAUUUUUCACGCGGUCUUAAUCCAAGCUACUAUUAUUUAACAUUUGAUUCGGAAAAAAAAAUUUAAAAUUCCAAUGUUCGAUAAUGUUUCGGAUUGGAAAUAAAAAACAGGUCUAUCAAUAAAUUUUUCGCGGACAACAAAUGGCAGUGGGCUUAUUACAUAACGAACAGCGUAGAUCGCAGACAUUUCAAUUCUACAUAUCUUUGUAAAUACUGAACUGUUGGGCCAUUGAACAUUGGACCGUUUUGGGACCAUAUUCCUGUUAGAAAUUCAUCUUUCACUAUAUCGCUGUUUGCAAGUGAUUCAUAUAGGGUCACAAUGACGCACCGAGGCUUCAAAGGAAUAUUACAAAGUUUUAAACAUAAAGGGGAUAUUUUGUUUGCUGUAAAUGUGAAUCAUACUAUCUCAUUUAAAUUCAUUAAUUGAAACAGUAGUUUUAUCAUCCUUAAUUCCCGCAAACGUGAAAUUGAUAUGAGUCACUUGUUGAUAUUCCAAAUGAAGAACUUUAAAAAAUACAAAUAUUAAGUUGGGUAAUUUUCUUUGAUUUGUUUUAACAAAGGAGAUAUAUUCGAUAUAUUGCAUAUUAUACAUUUUACACAUAAAGGGGAUAUAUUCGAUAUAUUAUUGCAUUUUACACAUAAAGGGGAUGUAUUCGAUAUAUUGCAUAUACACAUUUUACGUAUAGACGGGAUGUAUUGCAUAUUACACAUUUUACGUAUUGCAUAUUACACAUUUUACGUAUAGACGGGAUAUAUUGUAUAUUACAUAUUUUUUAAUAUUAAGGGAAUAUAUUCGAUAUAUUGCAUAAUAUACAUUUUAUACAUAUGCCUAUUACAAGGACAUUGAUUUGAGCAUGUGAAUAAUUAUGUGACAACCUUUUUUUUAUUAAUAAAAUACAUAUAACAAAUAUAUAUAUUUUAACAUAAAUAAUCUAACAUAAGUUUAGAGAGAGGGUGAAAAAUAGGGUUUGAUGUCCAUUCGACACAAACUAGGUCUUUUUGUGACUAACAUCGUUCAAUUUUAUUUUAAUAAUUCGCUUGCGCGUCUUUAGCAAGGGGCGAAUUUUUUUAUGGUCGACUAUUUUUUCACUGGGGGGUGGGGGGGGGGUGGAAACUUUUUGCAGGGGGCCUUUUAACAUAUGAUGACAUUUCGAUCACUGUUAUUUUAUUUGCCUGUUUGUUUUUACUUUUAGUUACUUAAUGUUUUCUUAUUUGCUUAUUUUAAACGAUUUAUAUCGUGAUUGCUAACAUAUUAAAGAACAUGUAAUAGUAAAGUGUUAUUGUUAGUACGCUUCAAAUUUUUAUAUUUUUUUUAUCUUUGUUACUUACAUGUAUUUAUUUUUUAUCUUCGAAUGUAGACGAUUUAUCAUUCUUGUUGUGUCUCGUAGGCCUUAAAGGCCGGAUAUUAUACAUUUAUAUUCUUUUUUUAAGAUCGUAUUGUUAUUGCUACAAUGUGUGACACAUAAAUAAAACAAUUCUUCUUCUU